Molecule: messenger RNA, 1657 nt
Organism: Zychaea mexicana
Lineage: Eukaryota; Fungi; Mucoromycota; Mucoromycetes; Mucorales; Lichtheimiaceae
Exons: 1
Coding region: 93-1472 (459 amino acids)
Source: RefSeq, a predicted model, not a curated record
CUACGCCUCUUUUUCUUAUUUGUUUGCGCUAUCCGUCACUUUUCUUUCUUCAAAGCUUUCCUACUACUACUACUACUACUACUACUACUAGCAUGUCAUCUGCUGAAGAGCCUGUAAUACCAACCUCUACUGAGGCACCGGAGCCCACUCCGACAGACAACGCACCCUCAGAUGAUCCUACAACUGCAGAUGUCGAACCAGCACCCACGACAACAGAGGCGCCCAAUGACUCGACAACAUCAGAGGACCCUGCUCCUUCAGAUACGACAACUUUACCAAGUCAAGACACUACAACACCGCCGUCUGAAUCUGCUUCAACAACAACUUCUUCUCCAUCUGAGGAUACCACGUACUUACCUCCUGAUGAAAGUGCUACUACAGCAUCUCCGUCUGAAGAUCCAUCCACUGAACCACCAUUACCUUCUACUACCUCUUCGGAACCCGAUCCGACGACCACCGCCUCCGUACCUGACACCACAACUGCAUCACCCGAUCCACCGCUCUCCUCUUCUUCAGACCCUUCCAUAAGCACAACUGAGGAUCCGACAACAACCUCGACAUCCUCCGUUGAAGAUACUACAGCACCUUCUUCUGACACGUCAGAUGUACCACCGUCAGCAACAUCGUCAAUAGAUCCUACAGUAACAACUACGCCACCGCCAGAAACAACUAGUAGUACAUCAUCAGAGAUCAUCACACCCACGACCACAUCAGUAGAGCAGACGCAAACCACCUCGAAUGAACUGCCUUCCCCGACUAGCAGUAUGAUUCUCGAGCCAACACCAAGCGUAAGGCCAACCACAGUGAGCUAUAUCACAACCACGACACUUGUGCCGACUGAAACGGUCAUUGUGAGAAAUGGAGAAACGAUAACCACUACCACCUACGUUUCUGAAGUGUAUGUUAACCAAAUACUACUAUACCAUCUUUCCUCGCUUCGUUUAAAUAAUCGUCAUUAUCUACAUAGAACGGUCAUUCCUACCUUACCUGAAGUGGAUGCGAUCGACCAGGGUUCAAGCAACACAAACGUCAUAAUAGGCGCUACUAUCGGCGGGGCUGUGGCACUUGGCCUUGCAGUUGCAGGCAUUGUAUUUUUCAUGCGGCGAAAGAAAAGACGCGAGCGGAUUAACCAGCUUCAACAACAGCAACGCCGUUUGUCGUCACCCAUGAUGGAUACGGUUCAGUCCUAUGACGACGAUUUCUAUGGUGAUCCAUACCGCAUGUCAUUGAUGACAACAAGCAACAAUGGAGAGUAUGGCUGGUCAAGCAGUAGCAACAAUACCAGCAGUGCGCCUUUGUUUUCAUACGAUACAGCAGUUGAGGCCUAUCGCAGUGGUACAAGUCAUCAUCAGUCGAUCGUGACUGAUCAAGCUACUGCUGGUGCAGCUGCCACGACUACGACACGGAAGCCUAACAGUCGUGAGGAUGAUGAUUCUGCUCCUGGUGUUGAUAUGCCACGCUAUCGUGAUUAAAAUCAACCCUUCUUUCCUUGUGUGUUUGAAAGUUUGACGUAUUAGAGGGAAGCAUUUCUCUAUCACACACAUUCACACACGCGAUAACAACAAAUACCAUAUACAAGCGAGCCCAAACUUUUGUUAGCCUAAUGUAUCAUAUAAAUGGACGUGUAAUUAUAUAAAGUGAUAAGAAUAUAUUUCGC